CGGAGCAUGGGGCCAGAGGCGAAGGCUAACAUAACUAGCCAGCUAGUUUAGCCGACCUAUUUCAUAGCAGUUAACGUUACAUCACUUGGGUCUACCCACCUAUGUAACAGCAACAGAGGGGCUAGUGGCGGCUAAUUCGGCUAAUUCACCUAAAUAAGCGCAUACUGCGUCGUGACAUUGGUAUGACACGGCGGGGCAGUUAACUAGACCAAGUUAACGGCAGUGAAUGGUAUAGUGACUUAGCGAAUUUGUUGUUUGGAAGGCGCUGUCAAGACGUGUUUGGUUUCACUGGGCCCCGUUGUUGAGUUUUGGCGUUAUGUCCUGCCCGUGUACUUCGGCUUUGAGAUUAAUUUUGAAUUCUACUCAACGAGGUUUGUCAUGUUCCCGGAUUCAGUUGUUUUCUUUGAGUAGACAUGGGUCCCGUGAAACUCAUCUACCUCCCAGGGUCCGGGUGAGGUCCUUCUCAGAAACAGCUGUCUGCUAUUCCUCAAAAGAUGGGACAACAAAAGAUGGUGGAAACGAUGGUGGAAAGAAAAGCAUCAGUGAGGGGAAGAGGCUGUCUGGCUCUGGAGGAUCUGGCAAAGGGGGAAGCCAACUCCGCUGCCCGAAAUGUGGAGACCCCUGUACACAUGUAGAGACGUUUGUAUCAUCAACACGAUUCGUCAAAUGUGAGAAAUGCCAUCAUUUUUUUGUGGUUCUCUCUGAAACUGACUCUAAGAAAGGGUUAAACAAAGAGCCGGAAUCGGCUGCUGAGGCUGUGAAACUGGCAUUUGCACAGAAGCCUCCCCCUCCUCCUAAGAAGAUUUAUGCAUACCUUGACAAAUAUGUUGUUGGCCAGUCAUAUGCAAAGAAGGUGUUAGCAGUUGCUGUGUACAAUCAUUACAAACGCAUCUACAACAACAUCCCUGCUGGGAGUAGACAGCAGGUGGAGGUGGAGAAACAAGCUUCGCUAACACCACGAGAACUAGAGAUGAGAAGACGGGAGGAUGAGUACAGAUUCACAAAGCUGCUGCAAAUUGCAGGGAUCAGUCCUCAUGGCAAUGCAUUGGGAGCUUCCAUGCAACAGCAGGCUAGCCCACAGACACCCCAGGAGAGGAGGGGGGGUGAUGUUCUUGACUCCACCCACGCAGAUAUCAAACUGGAAAAGAGCAACAUUGUACUUCUGGGCCCGACUGGAUCAGGAAAGACAUUAUUGGCGCAGACACUGGCCAAAUGUCUUGAUGUUCCCUUUGCCAUUUGUGACUGCACCACAUUAACUCAAGCUGGAUAUGUGGGAGAAGACAUUGAGUCUGUUAUUGCCAAACUGCUGCAAGAUGCCAACUAUUCAGUGGAGAAAGCACAGCAAGGUAUAGUGUUUCUGGAUGAGGUAGACAAGAUCGGCAGUGUCCCUGGAAUCCAUCAGCUGAGAGAUGUCGGAGGAGAAGGAGUCCAGCAGGGAUUGCUCAAACUCUUGGAGGGCACAAUUGUCAAUGUUCCUGAGAAAAACUCCAGAAAGCUGAGAGGGGAAACGGUGCAGGUGGACACAACAAACAUCCUUUUUGUUGCGUCCGGUGCCUUCAACGGACUUGACAGAAUUAUUAGCAGAAGAAAGAAUGAAAAGUAUUUGGGCUUCGGAACGCCCUCCAACUUGGGGAAAGGGCGCCGUGCGGCAGCUGCAGCAGACUUGGCCAACACCAGCGGUGAGACGGACACAGUGGCAGAGAUUGAGGAGAAGGACAGGCUGCUGAGGCAUGUGGAGGCCAGGGAUCUGAUUGAGUUUGGAAUGAUCCCAGAGUUUGUUGGUCGUCUCCCUGUGGUAGUACCCUUACACAGCUUGGACGAAGACACCCUGGUGCGAAUCCUGACUGAGCCACGUAAUGCUGUGGUACCCCAGUACCAGGCUCUCUUUAGCAUGGACAAAUGUGACCUCAAUGUGACUCCAGAUGCUUUGAGGGCUAUUGCUAGAUUGGCUCUUGAGAGAAAAACCGGAGCUCGAGGGCUCAGAUCAAUCAUGGAAAAACUGCUUCUUGAGCCAAUGUUUGAAGUGCCUCACUCUGACAUUAUGGCUGUUGAGUUGAACAAAGAUGUUGUCCAAGGCAAAUCAGAGCCACGAUACAUCAGAGCGCCGAAUAAGGAGUCUGCAGAAGAGGAAUAUGACUCGGGCAUUGAGGAGGAGAACUGGCCUCGACAAGCAGACGCUGCCAACAACUGAGCCACCUGUAACUCAUUUCAGCAAGUCCUUACAGCCAGUGCAAUCCAACACCCAUUAGAUUACCUAGAACCUUUUGAAUACCAACUCUAAGCAGCACCAGACACCCCAACUACCACACUGUGGAGGAAAUACUAAAGGCCUGUGGUUCUCACUAAGGACUGUUUUGAUUAUCAACAAAGUUAUGAGUGUAUAACAACCCAUUGGUCCCAUUUAUCUGAUAUAUGGGGAUUCUGUAAAGGUAUUCAAAUUGUGGACCUUAUAGAAUACUUUCAAUCUCUGGGGGAUUCUUAACAUUUUUAUCCAUCUAAAUAUAAUGCAGUUUUAUUCUACAAAGGAUUAGUAGCUAGGAAAUUUUGUUCUAUUUUGUGGUGAUAGGGUUAAUGGCAAGGGAAGCAAAUGGACAUUAUUAUGGGAUCAUAAUACACUUGAAAACACGGGGCAUUUAUAAAUGCUCAGAUGUAGUGUUUUCAUGUUACAUACCACAAGUGAUGCCUUCUGUUAUAAGGGCAUGAUAUUCCAUGAGCACAUCAAUAUUUUGAUGUUUUCCUCUUAACCAUUUUAAUAAUGGUGCUCACGAUAAAAUCGAGCUGUAAAUGUGAUGCAACACGGCCUAGGUAGCGUUUGUAAGCAGUUUGUAUGACGCGAUAAACCUGUAAUUGGGAUAACGUAUCUUAAUGAUGUAAUUUACUGACACCAGCACACUACACAGAGCAGGUAACGGUAAUAGUCUUUGAGACAGCCAGACUGGUUAUUUUUGUUCAGUGUUUUCUGUUCUAGCCCACCCUCUUUUGGGGAAUUUGUGUGUGCAUAUCCAAAGACCUCUGAAUCACAUGACCAGAACGACACUUUUUUUUUUUUUAGCCUGCUUGGCCCGUCUGAAAUCUCACCUCACCUUUUGUGAUGUAAUUUUAUGUUAGUAAAUGGUAUUUCAAUAGACACGACUGUAAUCGAGCAUUUACUUCAAACGUAUUCGUCGGAUGGAACCCGUGCCGCUGUCCUCUAAAAUGCUCUAUGUGCUAUCGGAUGAGAUGAAACUAGGUUUGUUUACCCCUCACUUUAAGUUCCCUUUGCUUUCAAGUUAAGCUUUUCUUAAAAGUUUUAAGAGGUCGAUUUUAGAAGCUGGUGGCUCCACAGUUGUGAUUCAUACAUUUAUUGACAUGAUUGUUCAAAUAAUAUAAAUAAAAUGUAUCUCUGUACAGA
Messenger RNA from Lampris incognitus (smalleye Pacific opah), 3391 nucleotides. It is a transcript of the gene clpxb, whose product is annotated as caseinolytic mitochondrial matrix peptidase chaperone subunit Xb. The transcript is spliced from 15 exons. Gene Ontology annotation, molecular function: zinc ion binding; protein dimerization activity; ATP hydrolysis activity. The record is from RefSeq and is a predicted model, not a curated record. Gene Ontology annotation, cellular component: mitochondrial matrix. NCBI's taxonomy places the organism in Eukaryota, Metazoa, Chordata, Actinopteri, Lampriformes, Lampridae. Gene Ontology annotation, biological process: protein folding; protein catabolic process; proteolysis. The coding region runs from base 317 to 2191 and encodes 624 amino acids.